AUGAGCGUCAUCGACAUAUGUCCUGGAAAUUCUGGAAUCGUUUCUCAUUCGGCCAGGAGCCCAUCAUAUAAUGUGCACAUAUUGCGAGCAUCUCGUGGCGUAACGAGCAUCGAAGACAAUCUGAAGGAACAGGUCGGUCACCAUCAGCCAUGUGGAUUCUGCGGACGUUCGGGACACGAAGAAUGCAAGGUUCAGAUCAAGAUCGCAUUGAACAGCGGCACUGUUUCGAAGGUCGAAUCAUCCUGCCCUUACACCCACACAUUCCGCUAUCCCAAUGCCGACAUUGGCUCGAACAACAGACCCUGCCGCAAUGUCCCUAUCAAAUGCGAAUUGUGCCACCCAUCUUUGGCAUCCGUCACAGGCAAGAAAAGCCGUACCGCUCCUCCAUUCAUUGAUGCCGUUUGGCGUUACUACAAUAUGAUCCAGCACCUUGAAGAGGUCCAUUCACAGUACGCGCACCCAGAUAGUGUUAUUGGGCAUCCCCUUCCUGCGCAGAUCCUCGCAUCAUUCACGCUGACCGCUCUUGAACAAGAAGACGCGAAUAUUCCGACGUCGCGGUGGCUUAUGCCUCUUUUCGAGGGCGAGAAGGAAAAUGUCCAAGUUAAGGUCCGGUUCUCGCAAGCGGAAGACCGUUAGUAGCGGUAUCAGCACAAAUGCUAAGAAGGCUCGUAAAUCCGCAUAGUCAUUUUGUUUGUUUCAUUUUCUUCGCAUGCUUUUCACGAUCGCACGUACAAGACUCUCGCUCGCUCGCUAUCAUUUUGCUUUCUUACACUUGCUAUCUCAUGUUCUCGUGGAUUUCGUAGGUUGCAAUUGCAUAGUAUCACUCAGGAAUCAAUUCAUGCGUGUUUCUAUCUCAUUAUAUUGUAUACGACGCGUGAAUAUCGAGACGCGUCUCC
Messenger RNA from Suillus bovinus, 896 nucleotides. RefSeq lists its product as uncharacterized. NCBI's taxonomy places the organism in Eukaryota, Fungi, Basidiomycota, Agaricomycetes, Boletales, Suillaceae. The transcript is spliced from 3 exons. Bases 1 to 636 code for a protein of 211 amino acids. The record is from RefSeq and is a predicted model, not a curated record.